Patiria miniata (bat star) is the source of this 2233-nucleotide messenger RNA. Its product is annotated as arylacetamide deacetylase-like. Gene Ontology annotation, cellular component: membrane. Lineage: Eukaryota; Metazoa; Echinodermata; Asteroidea; Valvatida; Asterinidae. The record is from RefSeq and is a predicted model, not a curated record. The coding region runs from base 802 to 2100 and encodes 432 amino acids. The transcript is spliced from 5 exons. Gene Ontology annotation, molecular function: carboxylic ester hydrolase activity.
GCGAGUCAGUGAGAUCAAGGAUGAUUCCUCUAUGGUGAGAUAUAGGGAGAGAGGACCACAUGCACUGUCUGGCUUCCAGCUGCGCGAGUGGGUCCAUCAAAAACGAGGUAAAAAAUCAACAAACUCCAAACUUGAGCCAAGAAACAAACAAAUGUGCGGAUUGUGUUUUUUGGGUCAUAAAAUAAGAUAUGAACUGGCGUACGUGGUGUUAGCAAUAUAGUAAUUUUGUUUUAGCAUAUGGGGCAUUCGGCCUUCCCAUAAUCCUAUGUUAUAUGGCUUUAUUCAUUUGCCGAAUGGAUGAUUCACGAGUUACGUAAUACCGUCCUCUCAUGCAAGGUUGUCUGCGUAGUAAUACCACGGAGCUACCUUUUUAAUACCAUAGAGCUUGCUCUAUGGUAAUACCUGGCAUCAGCAAGGCUAUGCAUAAUUGAAGUCCUCUCAGCCGAUUUGGCACAUUGAACAGUACAUGUAUAAUCACGGGUAUCCGACGUCCUUUCUCAGACUUCAGUGAUCGAGGCCAUGCAGGACUAUAUCGAGACAAUGUCCUCUGAUGAACCAGCUUUACACAGUUAUCGAUAUUUGCCUGUAUACAUAACAAAAAAGCCAGUACAAUGGACAUAAAGAUAGCAUAGAACCUAUUGGGUAAAGGUCCACAAGGUGUGCAUUUUAGGUACAGUGGCUGUUAAAAAAAAUACACAGCUAAACGGACCCUGCGAUUAUUACGCGUUCGUGUUGCGGACGUGACAGUAUUCAGAUUUUUCAUCCAGGAUACUUAAGCCGCGCCCUACGUCCGUAGCUAUCAUGGGCAUCUUUGAAAGACGUGCCUCCAACAAGCAGUCUGGAUUCUGGACGUCUGCUGCAUCAGUGCUAUUCAUCACAUGGAUUCUAGUCGUAGCGUACUACAUGAACAACCCCACGCCGGAUGGGCUCUGCGACCCCUGGAAAUACAGAGCCUUUGCCGCCGGAAAGCGAAUUGCAAGCGACGUGGCAUACGCCGCGUCUCUCUUCACAUCUUUGCACUCCAUUCAAAUUUUCCGAUCCUUCGUCGACCUUGCCGCUCUCAUGAGAACCCCGCACCCGGAAGUACAGGGCUCCAACAUCCGGUCCUCGGUCACAACCUUUGACGGAGUCAAAGUUCGCCUGUACGAGCUAAUCACGAGGAAGGCUGGUCUUGGGCCAGCGAUCGUAUUUAUGCACGGUGGCGCUUUUGUCAUUGGAAGUACUGCUAUGUUUGACAAAUUGACGAGGCGUUUUGCUGAGGAGUUGGACUGUGUGGUGGUAUCCAUCGAAUACCGACUUGCUCCAGAGCACCCCUUCCCGGCUGCCUACGAAGAUUGCCUCAAUGCGACCAAAUGGUUCAUGGACCACGCUCAGGACUACCACGUGGACCGUUCGCGAAUCGGUGUGGCUGGGGACAGCGCUGGAGGCGCGCUGGCGGCAGCCGUGUCUCAGAUUCUACACGACGAGCCAGGUUAUCCCGACGUGGCGCUCCAGGCUCUCAUCUAUCCAAUCACCCAGUUUAUCGACAAUCACACUCCUGCCACCUUUCUCUCAAUCUCACACUUCGGGGAAGGAGGGUCAAUCGUGACUUGGCAAGAGGCGGGAGAAUUCACCUGUUUCUACCUGCUGGGGAGGUUGGAUGAUCGCGUGGUUCGCGCGCUUAUUGACAACACCCACACCUCUGUGGAGUUUCGUAGAGAUUCGCCACUCGCUCAGUACGUCAACCACACCUUGCUACCUCCUCACAUGCAAGACUAUGGUCAUCUUACCCCUCCUCAUCGCAAGGAGCUAAAGGGGGAUGACAUCGUCUGGGACCAAAUCGAUGAGAUUGUCUUAGAUCCGCGCGCCAGCCCGUUACUGCGGCGAAACAUGACCGGCCUGCCGCCCACCUUCGUGGCCACGUGCGAGUUCGACCCACUGAGGGACCACGGCGCGUUCUACGCGCUGCGUCUCAAGGACGCGCGCGUGCCGGUCACGUGGGAACAUUACCGCGGUGGUUUCCAUGGUGUGUUGGGACCAGCCUGGCCGCUGGUAUUUGAGGUCGGGGAAAAGAUGUUCCAGGAUUUGAUCGAGUUUGCAAGGGAGCAUCUUGCAAUCUAAGGAAAAAAAACUGUGGCACUGGUUAAGACCUGCAUUCAGGUCAAACAGCAAAUAAUUUUUGAAAACAAAUGCCAAUUUUUGGAAAGUUUUUUCAGAUUUUUAGACAAUUACAGUUUCAGGUGGGGUAUGAUGG